UUGGUUCUCAGAUUCGAAUGGAUCCAAGCUGGUUACGCUCAUCCUCGCGAAGCUCUCGGUUUCCAUCAUCAUCGAAUUGCCAAAUACGAAUGGACUCCAGAAGAUGUGUUCUAUGGUGAUGCUCAAUUGAGAGGCAGCGUAUUCCACGGUGUUUCACCGAAUUCUCGUUUCUACAUGGAGAUGUCAACACCAGAUUUGUUCGCUAGAAAAGUAUGGGUACUACGGCGAAAACCUGAAGUAAGUGCGGCUAUUCUGCAUCCACGAGCUCAUCUGUCCAAGAAGUAG
Molecule: messenger RNA, 285 nt
Organism: Cooperia oncophora
Lineage: Eukaryota; Metazoa; Nematoda; Chromadorea; Rhabditida; Trichostrongylidae
Source: the annotation of a GenBank genome assembly